Molecule: messenger RNA, 3363 nt
Organism: Megalops cyprinoides (Indo-Pacific tarpon)
Lineage: Eukaryota; Metazoa; Chordata; Actinopteri; Elopiformes; Megalopidae
Product: protein MTSS 2-like
Exons: 15
Coding region: 477-2651 (724 amino acids)
Biological process (GO): cell projection assembly; plasma membrane organization
Cellular component (GO): actin cytoskeleton; cytoplasmic side of plasma membrane
Molecular function (GO): actin binding; phospholipid binding
Source: RefSeq, a predicted model, not a curated record
AGCACUGACUGCCCCGCUUCGAUUCCCAUGGAUCUGAUUACUGUCCAUUUACCACACAGCCUAAAUAUGACAGUGGGCGCUCUAAUCAUUGCAUAUCCCAGUUAAUAUUUCACAUUUUGACCGGCCUUUAAAAAAUACCGUUUGUCAAUUAAACUAGAUUUUACAUCGCUAUUCGAGGAUGACAACACCAACUGCAGAGGCAUUUGCGUGAAUAGUCUCCUAUCUAAGGGAGUAGACCGGGAGCUGGGAAGGGGCAACGAUACCACUCUUCUCUCACCAUCAUCUGUUUAUUUGAAAAAGGCACACAAGCGAAACAUCCAACGCGAGGGACCACUGCCUUCGGUUCAUCUUGACGUUUUCCCUGAAGUAUUUGCUUUCUGAAUCCGGGACAAGAUACUGGAGGAAGCAGAAACGAAGGAUUCUGUUGUGGAAAGCGUUCUCGGGGGGACCUUUAAAUUAUAUUCUCUGAAUAUUUCAUGAGGGUUGGAUUUGUUAACAUGGAGACUGUGGAAAAAGAGUGCGGAGCGCUGGGUGGGCUUUUCCAGGCCAUUGUCAAUGACAUGAAGUACUCAUACCCAGUGUGGGAGGAUUUCAGUGCAAAGGCCACCAAGCUGCACUCCCAGCUCAGGUUAACAGUACUGGCAGCUGUGGCUUUCCUAGAUGCCUUUCAGAAGGUGGCCGACAUGGCGACCAGUGCUAGAGGUGCCACCAGGGACAUUGGAUCAGCACUGACUAGAAUGUGCAUGCGACACCGGAGCAUUGAGACCAAAUUGCGCCACUUCACCAAUGCUCUAAUGGAGAGCUUGGUAACUCCACUGCAGGACCGCAUUGAGGACUGGAAGAAGACGGCCAACCAGCUUGACAAGGACCAUGCCAAAGAGUACAAACGAUCUCGGCACGAAAUCAAGAAGAAGUCAACUGACACCCUGAAGCUGCAGAAAAAAGCCAGGAAAGAGCUCCUGGGCAGAGGGGACUUGCAGCCGCAGCUGGACAGUGCCAUGCAGGAUGUGACCGACAUGUGCUUGCUGAUGGAGGAGACAGAGAAGCAGGCAGUUCGCAGGGCUUUGGUGGAGGAGAGGGGGCGCUUCUGCACCUUCAUCAGCUUCUUGCAGCCUGUUGUGAAGGGAGAGAUUGCUAUGUUGGGGGAGAUCACACAUCUUCAAGCUAUUAUUGAUGACCUGACAGUGCUGACCGCUGACCCUCACAAACUUCCCCCUGCCAGUGAGCAGGUAAUCACGGACCUGAAGGGCUCAGAUUACAGCUGGUCCUACCAGACCCCCCCUUCCUCCCCCAGUGGGUCUGGCUCCAGGAAAAGCAGCAUGUGCAGUCUGCCUCAGCCACCACCAGGGGGCGCUCAGCGCUUCACCAUGGUCUCCUCCCAUGAUUCAGGCUCACAGGAUGCAAAUUUCCUCCCCAAACCUGCUUCGCCUAUGCCCUCUGACAUCACUAGCCAGAAGUCAUCAAGUUCGGCUUCCUCUGAGGCAUCAGAAACCUGUCAGUCCAUUAGUGAGUGCAACUCUCCCAGCACGGACUGGCUCAAACCAGGUCCCAAUGAUCAGUCACUGGUCAGCACACCACAGAGGAGGAAGGAGCCAUCAGAGAGACUGAAAGAACAAGAGGUGCCUCUCUGUCUCCAAGGGUAUGCUGGGAUACACACAGAGGAUUUUCAGAGGCUCAGGAUGAUCCCAGCCACCGUCACUGCCAAGUCUGAUGAGGAAGUGUCUCCAGCCACCAGUGACCUGGCCAAGGUCCUGACCCACAGACUCAGCAUGGAGCAGCAGAGGAACAGCCGAGACUCCCUGCAGAGCUCUAGUGGCUAUAGCACCCAGCCCACCACACCAUCCUGCUCUAAAGACACCAUUCCCUCGCAAGCAUCAGAUUAUGACUGCUACUCUGUGAACGGUGAUGCAGAAGGUGAGGCUCAGACAGACUUUGACAAGUCCUCCACCAUCCCACGCCAGAGCAACAUUGCCCAGAGUUACCGGCGCAUGGUUGAUGGCAAGAGGCCAGCCAGUACUGCGGGGCUUCCUAGUGGGAUGGGAGUACAGGCUGGGCUGCCUAGUGGUGGCGGAGAGAGUGGUGGUGGAGGAGGGGGCGUGGCAACAAUCCGCCGCACCCCCUCCACUAAGACUGGAGUGAGACGCAGUCUGUCCAGUGCAGGUCCCAUCCCCAUUCGCCCACCUGUGGUGCCAGUGAAGACUCCUAUGGUGCCUGGCUCACCUGGGCGGGCGGGCAUUGAGGAAAGCAUUUUGUAUGCAGAUGACAGCUUGCCCAACAUGGUGGGCUGUGCUAAGGCCUCCCCCAAGCGGCUGAGCCUACCCAACUCAGCAUGGGAGCCAGGCAUGGGUCUGGACAUGAGCAUGUAUGCUUACCAACCUGCAGCCCCAAGGAUCACUGCAGAGGAAGAUCAGCUUCUGGCUGCUAACCGCCACAGCCUCGUGGAGCAGAUUGGAGAACUGGUGGCCGGUGCCCAUGCCAUGGGAGAGGGACAUAUACCCUUGACGUCACUGCCAAACGACCCCCAACUGAACCCAGUGCCCAAGUACAACCCCCCGACCACAGGGGAAGAGGACAUGCUAUUGACUAUCCGGAGAGGGGUACGGCUUCGCAGGGCUGUCUCCAACGACAGGUCGGCACCCAGGAUUUUGUGAUGGCCUCCCAGGACAACCCAGCUAGAACUGAGUUACCUAUACGCUGACACUGUAGGGAAUUAAAUAUGUUUCAAAGUAAUUAAAUAUUAAAAAGUAUAAAUACAUCAAGUAUAUAAAUAAUAAUAAAUACACAGUAAAUACAUUAAAGGCCCUGGACACGUUUAUCAUAUUAACAUCACCACCAGUCUGAUUAUUAUAAUGUCCUUAACUGCUGUUGGACCCAGUUACUACCAACCUUUCCACCAUGUCUCUAACUUCCUUAAACCACUUUGACCUGAUAUUGAACCCUGUGCAGUAAUUGCCUAGUCAUUGAAUGAAGGUCUGGGUGCAUGGGGGUUGGGGAGAAAGUUGGGGGGAGGUAUGAGUUACUUUGCUCCCCCAUGGCAGUCUGUCUCUAUAUCUGUGAUAUCACACUGUAUCCUUGAAACCAUUGUAACAACUCCCUACAUUGUUGAUUGUCUCUGUCUUUGAGUCUGUGUUUGUCAGACUGGCUAGAGUUUUGGCAUAGCUUGACUUCAAGUCACCCGGGGUCUCAAAGAGGGAUCGAUAUCUGUUUCUUGUGUUUUAUUUACUGUUUAUUAAUACAUUUUAGCCAGUGUUUUGAAAGGUGUUUUAAAUUAUAGCAGACAUAUUUUUAGAAAAUAAAACUAAAGUAAAUAUAUAUAAUCAAGCAAUGAAUGUGAAUUUUUGCUGUGAAAGUGACCAUACCUUA